Ananas comosus (pineapple) is the source of this 1596-nucleotide messenger RNA. Its product is annotated as probable glucuronosyltransferase Os05g0123100. Gene Ontology annotation, molecular function: xylosyltransferase activity; galactosylgalactosylxylosylprotein 3-beta-glucuronosyltransferase activity. The transcript is spliced from 3 exons. Gene Ontology annotation, cellular component: Golgi membrane. Bases 42 to 1181 code for a protein of 379 amino acids. The record is from RefSeq and is a predicted model, not a curated record. Lineage: Eukaryota; Viridiplantae; Streptophyta; Magnoliopsida; Poales; Bromeliaceae. Gene Ontology annotation, biological process: plant-type secondary cell wall biogenesis; glucuronoxylan biosynthetic process.
CUCGGAACCCUACAGAAUUUAGGGUUGUUCGAUUGGGGGCAAUGGGGACGUUCGAGCGAUCGAAGAAGAAGAUCCAGCUGUGGAAGAAGGCCCUGAUCCACUUCUCCCUCUGCUUCGUCAUGGGCUUCUUCACGGGCUUCGCCCCCACCACCUCCACCGCCUCCCUCUUCUCCGACCGAUCCUCCCCGCCCGCGGCGCCACACCACCCCAUCGCCAACAUCGGCCUCAUGCCCGACCACUUCGAAGCCCUGGAGCGGCCCCCGGCGCCCAACCGCACCGUCCUCCUCACCCAAUCGGCGGCCCCCGGGAACCCUAAACCCUACCAGAUCUCGGCCGCGGCGGCGGAGGACGAUGCGGCGGAGGCGAACCCGCGGCGGCUGCUGAUAGCGGUGACGACGACGCGGUCGGGCGGCGACGGGGGCAGGGAUCGGGCGGCGCUGAUGCGGCUGGCGAGCACUUUGAGAUUGGUGCCGCCGCCGCUGCUGUGGAUCGUCGUGGAGGCGCACGGGGACGCGCCGCGCACGGCGGAGAUGCUCCGGGGCACGGGGAUCAUGUACCGCCACCUCACCUUCCGGGAGAACUUCACGGAUCCCGCCGCGGAGGCGCACCACCAGCGCAACGUCGCCCUCGGCCACCUCGAGCACCACCGCAUCGCCGGCGUCGUCCACUUCGCCGCCGCCGACAACGUCUACGAUCUCCAGUUCUUCGAGGAGAUCCGCCGCAUCGAGGCUUUCGGCACGUGGCCGGUGGCAACGAUGACGGCGAACGAGGAGAAGAUAUCGGUGGAGGGCCCCAUUUGCAGCUCAUCGAAGGUUGUCGGUUGGUUCUCCGGGGAUUUAAACGACGGUACGGCCACAACGGUCACCUUGCCGACGGAAACGGACGUUACUAACGGCAACGGAUCAUCCGCCAAACCGUUAGGGAUCAACAUUUCCGGGUUCGCAUUCAACAGCUCGAUACUGUGGGACCCGGAGAGGUGGGGCCGCCCCACGUCCUUGCCCGACACGUCACAGGACUCAAUAAAGUUUGUGCAAGAGGUGAUUCUGGAAGAUGAGGCCAAGUUGAAAGGUGUACCAUCUGAUUGCUCUCAGAUAAUGCUGUGGCACCUCCACAUCCCAAGUUUCACCACCCCUCUCCCAUUCGGUCAAAGACAAAUUAGGCCAAGAUUUAUGGAUAAGUAGAGAGAAAAAACAAAAAGAAAAAGAAAAAAAAAAAAGAAAGAAGAUGGAAGUAAAAUAUAAAAGAGAAGGUAAAAGGAAAAGGACCCAAAAAAGGUGAGGUGUAAAUUUAGAGCUGGGUUGGGGGUGUUGGUAGCUUCUGCUUAAGUUUUUGGGGCUUUUCUUUGAGGGAAAAAUUAGUCCAACCAAGCACAUAUUGUUUAUUAUAAUUUCACAUUAUUCUUUACCUUUAUUUUUUUUAUAUAAUAUAUAUUAGGGGUUGCUCUCCAAGCCCCUGGUGUAUCUGAAAUUAAGAUGUACUAUUAUGUAUAGCCAAUCACAAGGGGAAGCAAGGAAGGUGAUUCAUUAUAUAUACUUAUAGUUUCCUAAAGAAAAUUGUUCAUAUAUUUUAUUAUUAAAAAAAAGUGCUUGUUUUUUU